CUUCCAGCUUUUAUUCUUUCAUGCCUUGUAAAGAUCUUAUAUACCCCCAUUUAACUUCUAUCUUCCAAAUGUUUUGUUUUAGGGCUUAGAUCGCGGAGCUAUGGGGAUGGUGGAGGCGCUGAUCCGGCAUCCCGGCGAGCUGCCGGCGCUCUUGCAGAUGAAGCUCGCAGCUGCGCGCGCUGCUCAUGCAUUCCCGGCGGAUCCACACAUGGCCUACUGCUACCGGAUCUUGCUGCUCGUCUCCAGGAGCUUCGCGGUUGUCGUCCAGCACCUGAAUCAGGAGAUUCGCGAUGCGGUGUGCAUUUUCUAUGUGGUGUUACGUGCGCUGGAUACUGUUGAGGAUGAUAUGAGCAUUCCCGUGGAAACGAAGACUACUGUGCUGGAGGAAUUCUACAAACACUUGGAGGAUCCAUCUUGGCGAUUCGUUUGUGGAGAAAAGCAUUGCAGGGAGCUCAUGAAGAACUUCAAUCACCUGUCUCUUGCGUUUCUUCAGCUGUCCAAGGAAUACCAGUGUGUUAUCAGCGAUAUUACGAAAAGGAUGGGAUAUGGGAUGGCUGAGUUUAUUCGGAAAGAGGUCGUUACAGUAUCGGAUUAUGACAAGUACUGCUAUUAUGUGGCGGGUUUAGUUGGAGUUGGCUUGUCACAUCUUUUCAACUCUUCACGACUUGAAGACCUGGAUCAGAGACUUAUAGAACCUGAUAAUGACCAAUCAUUAGUUCCCGAGUACCCUGCAAUUUCAAUGGGCCGAUUCUUGCAGAAAGUCAACAUAAUAAGAGAUUACCUGGAAGACAUCAACGAGCUUCCAGCCCCUCGUAUGUUUUGGCCCCGUGAAAUCUGGGGAAAGUAUGCUCCGACUUCUCUCCUUUCGGACUUUAGAGACGAGAGCAACGAGAAGGAAGCUGUUGAAUGCCUAAACGACAUGAUUACCGACUGCCUUAGACACGCGCCAGAGUGUCUUUUCUACAUGUCCAAGCUUAAAAAUCCUUCAGUGUUUCGGUUUUGCGCUGUGCCACAGGUCAUGGCUAUAGCUACUGCGGCAGUGUGCUACAAUAAUCCUCAAGUUUUUAGAGGGGUUGUGAAGAUACGGCGUGGGACAACCGCGAAAAUAAUAGUGACAACGAAUAACAUGGCUGACGUCUGUGGAGCAUUUUAUGACUUCGCGAGUAUUCUGGCGUCAAAGAUAAAUAAGAACGAUCCGUCGGCUUUGAUCGCUGCCGAACGUGUAGAGAAUAUAUUCAAGGCUUGUCGACAGUAUGGCUUGUCAUCCAGCAGGAAGAAUUACACAAUUGAAACUGGCGCUAUCUCUGCAAAGAGAAGUUUCCUGGUUAUUCUUGUGUUUGUGUUGGUAUUCUUAUAUGUGCUAGUUUUGCUAUUCUUUAAAGUUUAAAACGACUGCCAAAAAAGGUUCUUUUGUGCCUAAUUCGGAUAAAAAA
Messenger RNA from Selaginella moellendorffii, 1433 nucleotides. Its product is annotated as squalene synthase 1. Gene Ontology annotation, molecular function: squalene synthase [NAD(P)H] activity. Lineage: Eukaryota; Viridiplantae; Streptophyta; Lycopodiopsida; Selaginellales; Selaginellaceae. Gene Ontology annotation, cellular component: endoplasmic reticulum membrane. The coding region runs from base 101 to 1387 and encodes 428 amino acids. Gene Ontology annotation, biological process: farnesyl diphosphate metabolic process; lipid biosynthetic process. The record is from RefSeq and is a predicted model, not a curated record. The transcript has 13 exons.